AUGUUUCUCUUCGACGCAAUUGUCUUUCUCAUAGCCAUCACGCUAUCCAUCGGCAUCUCGGUGCUCAUCUCCCAGCCUUUCAACGGCGCCAUCGUUCGCCUUCGUGCCAACUAUCUACCCAAGGCGGUAAGCCUCGACAACGUGCUCGAAGAUGGCGCCGGCUCGACGAGUGGACCACGUGCGCUUUCUUCAUUCCUGCUCUCCGAACGCAGAUCUAGCGCCAAGAUCGGUCCGGUCGUCACUGGCGUCUUCUCGAUGAUGUUCCGAACCAAACAUUUGGAAGGCUGGGCUGGCAUCUAUAAGGGUUCGAUUCCCGUGGCUAUUCAGAUCUUCACUCUGAGCACGCUUACCUUCAUCUUCUUCUCUGGAGCUUCCACAAGCGCGCCCGGAAGCGCGUACAAGGCCGGUCCAGCCGGUCCGGGCCAGUUCAGCUUCUUUGCAAAUCUCUUCUAUAUGCUCUUCGUUUCGCUGGCUGCGCUUCCUCUCAACGUCAUCACCUACCGUACCAUCGUGCAUCCUCGCAUCCUUCCCCUCAACAAUCCGAGGGAGAACCUGCGCGAGCUCUUGUCGUACACCGAAUUCAGUCAGCCGUGGCGCCUCUACAUGCUCCCGGGUCUGCUUGCUGCCAACGUACUCCACAUCCUUUGGAUCGGUCUUGCCACCCGCGUCGUCCGUCAGCUCACUGUGCCGUCUCUUGGAGGUCUUCCCGGCGCGAACCCUGCCGCACCAGGCGACGAUACCUACUCGGGCCCCAACUCCAACAUGCUCGAGAUUAGCCCUGUCGGUCUGCCCAUCUUUGUGCUGUGGAACGUCAUCAGCGUUGUGGUCCUCGCUCCACUCGAGUGUGCUAUGGUACGGCUCUCGACGCAACGACCAGAGAGGCAGAACCCGCUUCACAGGGCAUACGCACGCGUACCGGCCAACGGCAGCGGCGCGGCUCCCUCGCCGUACUCGCAUCAAGCGACCGCAGCUGCACAGGCACAGUCCGGCGGAAGCUACAGGGACGCGGAUCCUUCCACUCGCAAAUCGACCGACAGCGCCGUCGACAAGCCGCUGCCUUCGUCGCCAGGUGAGUUGCCGGGCAGGCCAUCCUUCGCGAUCGAAGACGAAGAUGACGAAGACGGAGACGUCGGUACCGCCCAACCCAAGUCGAAUGGAACCAGCGCCAGCAGCAAAUCCGCUCGAGUCCUCGGUCAGACCACCGCUGAACCCGCCCAGCCUGCCCCCGCGUCAAAUCCCUCGUUCAAUUCGCAACCUACUUUCUCGGGGGGAGAACCUCCCGAGCCAGUCAUCGCGCUGCGGCCCAUCGAGGAGCAGACGGCCGAAGAAGCAGCCGCCGAGUUCGGCGCUCCCGUCGUGAGGAGGUACGAGGGGCUGGUUGACUGCUUGAACAAGAUGGUCGAUGAGGAGGGGAUCGAGAGUCUGGGAAGGGGAGCGUGGGUUACGUUGAUUGCGAUGUUUGCUGGGUCGUUCAGUUGA
Molecule: messenger RNA, 1479 nt
Organism: Pseudozyma hubeiensis SY62
Lineage: Eukaryota; Fungi; Basidiomycota; Ustilaginomycetes; Ustilaginales; Ustilaginaceae
Exons: 1
Coding region: 1-1479 (492 amino acids)
Biological process (GO): transport
Molecular function (GO): transmembrane transporter activity
Source: RefSeq, a predicted model, not a curated record